Epinephelus moara (kelp grouper) is the source of this 2986-nucleotide messenger RNA. Its product is annotated as zinc finger protein OZF-like. Gene Ontology annotation, cellular component: nucleus. The coding region runs from base 121 to 1338 and encodes 405 amino acids. The record is from RefSeq and is a predicted model, not a curated record. The transcript has 2 exons. Lineage: Eukaryota; Metazoa; Chordata; Actinopteri; Perciformes; Serranidae.
ACAGGUUUUAGCUGUUGUCUCUUAGCAUGUUAGCAUGUCAGCAGCGGUUACCGGGCAGUCUUUCUCCCGGUGUUUGUGUAGUUAAACAUUCUGACCGGAGAUCUGUGGCGACCGGAAAACAUGAAACACGGACAGAUAGAGGGAGACAGAGAGGAGCAGAGGGCUUGUUACCCAGAAUCCUUUGAGGUUGGCGCCUCUGAGCAGCAACUCUUUGAGGAGGUGGAGGUUAAGGUGGAAGAAGGCGAUGGUGAUGAAGACUAUCGUCAGGAUCCAGACUUCACGUUCAAGGAGGAGGAAGUUGAUGAUGGCGAUGUAGACUGUUGUCAGGGUCCAGGCCUCAGAUUUAAGGUGGAGGAAGAGGAAGAUGAUGAUGAUGAUGAUGAAAACUUCCGUCAGGAUCCGGACUUAAGUUUUGAGGUGGAGGAAGAGGAUGAUGGUGAUGUAGAGUCCUGUCAGGAUCCAGACUUUAGUCCUCAUCAGAAAGCCAGGAGGAGAAAUCCGUCAUCGUCACAGAGCAGCGGCGGGAAGGCAGGUGGCAAGCUGAGAGCCCGGGCAGAUGUUAAAGUGAGGAAGGAGCAUCAGUGUAACGAGUGUUCGAAGAGCUUCGACCGUCCGAGUCGUCUGAGGAUCCAUCAAAGGACUCACACCGGUGAGAAACCGUUCGAGUGCUCUGACUGUGACAAACGCUUUAAGAGUAAAUCCAUCCUGUCAGCUCACCUGAAGACUCACGGUGGCGAGCGGCCAUUCUGCUGUCACGAGUGUGGGAAGUGUUUCCUACAGAGGCAGGCGCUGGUGGAGCACAUGAGAACUCACACUGGCGAGAGGCCCUUUACCUGUCAGCUCUGUAGCCUGAGCUUCUUUGCUAAGAGCCACCUGCAGCGCCACCUGCUGACCCACACAGGUGAACGCCGCCAUCAGUGUGUGGAAUGCGGGAAGUGCUACAAGAGGAAGGAGCACCUGAGCAGUCACAUGCGCGUCCACAGCGGCGAGCGUCCGUUCAGCUGCAUGGACUGUGGCCGCAGCUACAGAGAGCGAGGACGCCUCCAGCUGCACCUGAGGACGCACACAGGUGACAGCAAACGCCAUGCCUGCACGCUCUGUGGCCUGCGCUUGGUGUCGGCCAAUCACCUGCAGAGACACAUGCAGACACACGGUGGCGAGCGGCCGCACCGCUGCCCUGACUGCAGCAAAUGCUUCAGCAGGAAAGACAAGAUGAUGGAGCACAUGAGGAUCCACACCGGAGAAAAACCAUACCAGUGCUCCAAGUGUCAGCUCAGCUUCAGGUGGAGGGCGGCACUCAACGCCCAUAACCAUACUCACUCUGUGGAGAAAGAGUAGCUCUGAUUGGACAGCCAGGACUCAGGCUGAGAUUUAAUCUGCACUUUACUGGACCACAGUCAGGUGAUAUUUUCACCUGUAAAGAAUCAGAAGUUCAACACACACCGCAUGCCUUUUAGAGUCAGGAGAAGAAGUCCAGGUACAGAAGAGGACAGUUGGUUUUUAUUAGAAAUUAAAACUUCCCUGAAUGUGGGACAACAUGUCGACUGCAGAGACUUUUUCUUUUCUUGUUAUUUACGUGACAACGCCUGAAUGCAACACAGGCUCCACUCUAAUUGAGUGUGUGAAGACUGCCGUGCUGCGGUGCUGUGCGAGCGGCGUGUUUGACUGUGCGUAACAGCAGUCUUUUGAUGGUCAGGAAAAUGCGGCCCGAGCCGUGCUCUAGUGUGCUCAUCUCUGUGUGUGACAGAAAUGACAUGCCAUCGUGUAAGUAAGAUAAAUAACAUAGGGCUGUUUAGUUUGUUUAAUAAAAGGAUAAGAUAUAGACCUGUUCUAAGGUAACCUAAACCUUGUCCCCUUCAUAGUUAGGGAAGGGAUAUGAGCCAAACUAAAAACUUAAAGUACACAUCAAAUUAAUUUUUCCCAAAGAUGUUUUUUGUUGUUUUGGGUAUCAUGCUGAUGUUCAGUUGUUUACAUCACCAGUGCAAGAUGGUGGUGCCUGUAUCCAGGAUUUUUUGGCUUCAUUUUUGUACAGUGAGAGGAAGUGGAAACAAGUCAUCUAUCUUUAUAUACAGUCUGUGGAUUAAACAGUGUGUAAAAUUAAGGAGGUUCGAUUCACAGCUGUCCUCCAUCACAGUGUUCUGCUGUAUUUGUACUGUCAGUAUCUCAGAGAACUUCAAAGACGGUUAAUGUUUGGAUGCACAUUUCCUUUUAUGCGUCAAUAUGUCUGUUUCUGUACAGGCAUUUGUUAAUUUAUGAAUCAACCUAUUUCAGUGAUGACUAAUGAGUUCACAGAGUUUUUUUAGAUAUUGAUUAAUCACUUUUAUUUUAAAACCAACACACUGACAAAGAGUCUCUGUUAUGUUACUUCAAGUCUGUAAUGAAUGAUUAAAAAUGUCUGAGACUCCUCAUGUGGAAUUAAAACUGAAAAAAGGAUCAAUCUGUUUUUGUUUUUUUUUAUCAUUCUAACAAACUGGAGUUAUGUUUUAACCAGUAGAGGGCACAGUGGUUAAGUGGUUAGCAUUGUUGCCUCACAGCAAAAGGGUUCCUGCUUCGAACCCUGGGGUGGGGGAGCCAUUCCUUGUGGAGUUUGCAUGUUCUUCCCAUGUCAGCAUGGAUUUUCUCCGGGUGCUCCGGCUUCCCCCCACAGUCCAAAGAAGUGCAGGUUAAUUGGUGACUCUAAAUUGUCCGUAGGUGUGAAUGUGAGCGUGAAUGGUUGUCUGUCUCUGUGUGUCAGCCCUGUGAUAGUCCAGACCUAACUAUCUGACCUGUCCAGGGUGUACCCUGCCUCUUGCCCAGUGUCAGCUGGAAUAGGCUCCAGCCCCCCCGCGACCCCCAACAGGAUAAGUGGAUGAAUGAAUAUAGUUAUAAUAACCUGGAUUUACAUUUUAACCAGAAGAACUUGAACAGUUACACGGUCACAUAUUUGCACCUCAGCAUCAAAUAAAAAGAACAUUUAGAGCUGAAAUUCAAUAUUUAUUAUUUCACA